ACAUAAACAUAGUCAAAAAACAGACAUAAACAUAUAUCAAAGAGAAAAAAAAAGAAAAAAAAAAAGAAACUAAAUUAAUGGCGACUCUUGGUGGCACUACUGAGGUGGAAUAUACACAGAACAAUAUUGAGAUCGAUAACCUUGCUCUCUUUGCUGUUCAAGAACACAACAUCAAACAGAAUGGAGUUUUGGAGUUUGUGAGGGUGUUAAGUGCAAAAAAGCAAGUAGUUUCUGGCACCUUAUACGACAUCACUUUAGAGACAAAGGAUGGUACUAAGCAAAAAGUGUAUGAAGCCAAGAUUUUGGAAAAACCAUGGUUGAACUUCAAGGAGGUGCAAGAAUUCAAACUUGUUAGUGAAAAUGAUGAAGCUCCUUCUGUAUCUAGCACUUAAAAAUAUAUAUUUUAUGUGUGUAUAUAAUGGAAUAAUAAUAGUGCAUAGUGUGUACCAAAAAAUAAAUAAAAUAAUGUGCAUAUAUAUGGCAUCUUAUUUUAUGUAGUCUAAAUAGUAUCAUUUGUCAUCUAUUCAGGAUUUAGAUUUGUCAAAUAAAUUAAUAUGUUUGUAAUUAUAUAAUUUGUGGAAGAAUGAUCAUUGUAUUUGAAUUUGAGAUUUAAGUAUUUAUAUAUAUUAUGUACCAAAAAUUGUUCAAGAAAAAUUUGAUGGAACAUGGUCUUGGAGGGAUUUA
Trifolium pratense (red clover) is the source of this 684-nucleotide messenger RNA. Its product is annotated as cysteine proteinase inhibitor-like. Gene Ontology annotation, molecular function: cysteine-type endopeptidase inhibitor activity. The record is from RefSeq and is a predicted model, not a curated record. NCBI's taxonomy places the organism in Eukaryota, Viridiplantae, Streptophyta, Magnoliopsida, Fabales, Fabaceae. The transcript has 2 exons. Bases 78 to 392 code for a protein of 104 amino acids.